This is a messenger RNA of Apus apus (common swift), 5552 nucleotides long. RefSeq names its product heat shock protein family A (Hsp70) member 4 like (gene HSPA4L). The coding region runs from base 247 to 2778 and encodes 843 amino acids. NCBI's taxonomy places the organism in Eukaryota, Metazoa, Chordata, Aves, Apodiformes, Apodidae. The record is from RefSeq and is a predicted model, not a curated record. The transcript has 19 exons. Gene Ontology annotation, molecular function: ATP binding; ATP-dependent protein folding chaperone. Gene Ontology annotation, cellular component: nucleus; cytosol. Gene Ontology annotation, biological process: protein folding.
UUUCUCGAACGCCAGGCGCGCGCAGCCGGCGCAGCCCGAGCUCCUCCGGAAACUGCCGAGCGCGGCCGCGGCGCUUGGCGGCCUCCCCGGCGGCCGGCACAGCGCGCCUGCGCAGAGGCGAGGCCCCGCCGGUUGGUGGCCGGUGCUCCGCAGUGGGGAGAGGCGGGCGAGCAGCCGGUUCCCGCAGCCCAGACGGUCGGCGCUGCCGCUGUAGUCACAAGCCAGGGGGGAGCACCGGGCGCAGCCAUGUCCGUGGUUGGCAUCGACCUCGGUUUCCUUAACUGCUACAUCGGGGUGGCGCGGAGCGGCGGUAUCGAGACCAUCGCCAACGAGUACAGCGACCGCUGCACUCCAGCAUGUAUAUCUUUAGGAUCCAAGACCCGGGCCAUUGGGAAUGCAGCAAAGAGCCAGAUUGUCACAAAUGUAAAAAAUACAUUACAUGGUUUCAAAAAACUUCAUGGAAGAGCAUUUGAAGAUCCUUACAUACAAUCUGAAAGGGCCAAGCUUCCCUAUGAACUUCAGAAGAUGCCAAAUGGCUCGGUAGGAGUAAAGGUGAGAUACCUAGAUGAAGAGAGACUGUUUGCAAUUGAACAGAUUACAGGAAUGUUACUGGCCAAACUUAAAGAGACUUCAGAAAGCGCUUUGAAGAAACCAGUGGCAGACUGUGUGAUUUCAGUACCCAGUUUCUUCACUGAUGCUGAGCGAAGAUCUGUAAUGGCAGCUGCACAGAUUGCAGGAUUAAAUUGUCUGAAGCUGAUGAAUGAAACUACAGCAGUUGCCCUAGCCUAUGGAAUAUACAAGCAAGAUCUGCCAGCCUUGGAAGAGAAGCCAAGAAACGUGGUCUUUGUAGAUAUGGGGCAUUCUGCGUAUCAGGUUUCAAUCUGUGCAUUUAACAAGGGAAAACUGAAGGUCUUGGCUACUACCUUUGACCCUUUCCUAGGUGGCAGGAAUUUUGAUGAGGCUUUGGUAGACUACUUCUCUGAAGAAUUUAGAACAAAAUACAAACUGAAUGUAAAAGAGAAUCCCCGAGCAGUGCUACGAUUGUAUCAGGAAUGUGAAAAACUGAAGAAGCUUAUGAGUGCAAAUGCAUCUGACCUUCCACUCAAUAUCGAGUGCUUCAUGAAUGACCUUGAUGUCUCCAGUAAAAUGAACAGAAGUCAGUUUGAACAAUUGUGUGCUGCCCUUCUGUCCAGAGUGGAACCUCCUCUAAGAGCAGCCAUGGAUCAAGCUAAACUUCAACGUGAAGAUAUCUACAGUAUAGAAAUAGUAGGUGGGGCUACUAGAAUUCCAGCAGUAAAGGAACAGAUCUCUAGCUUUUUCUGUAAAGAGAUAAGCACCACACUAAAUGCUGAUGAAGCUGUUGCAAGAGGCUGUGCCUUGCAGUGUGCAAUUCUUUCCCCAGCUUUUAAAGUGCGUGAAUUUUCCAUCACAGAUGUUGUUCCUUAUUCUAUAACGUUAAGAUGGAAAUCAUCUUACGAGGAAGGAACAGGGGAGUGUGAAGUCUUCAGUAAGAACCAUUCUGCUCCAUUCUCUAAAGUAAUUACUUUCCACAAGAAAGAGCCUUUUGACCUGGAAGCUUUCUACACCCAUCCGCAUGAAGUGCCUUAUCCUGACUCCAGAAUAGGGCGUUUCACUAUUCAAAAUGUUGGUCCCCAACACGAUGGUGACAAUUCCAAAGUGAAGGUUAAAGUGCGUGUCAAUAUUCACGGCCUUUUCAGCGUGGCUAAUGCCUCUAUCAUAGAGAAACAGAACAUAGAGGGCGAUCACAAUGACGCACCCAUGGACACUGAAUCAUCAAGUAAGAACCAAGGCAGAGAUGAUGAGCUGGAUAAAAUGCAGGUGGAUCAAGAUGAAGGUAUUCAGAAGAGUCAAGCUGAACAACAGAAUCAAGCAGAUGAGGAAACUGAAAAUGCAGGAACCGAAACAAAAACUGCUUCUGGAGACAAGCAAGAUCAUCCAGCCCAGCCAAAGGCUAAAGCAAAAGUUAAGAGUAUUGACCUACCUAUACAGGCAAGCCUCUAUAGACAACUGGGACAAGAUCUUAUCAAUUCCUAUGUAGAAAAUGAGGGGAAGAUGAUGAUGCAAGACAAGCUUGAGAAAGAAAGAAAUGAUGCUAAGAAUGCUGUUGAAGAGUAUGUGUAUGAUUUCAGAGACAAACUGUGUGGAGUCUUUGAGAAAUUCAUCACUGAAGAAGAUUCAAACAAGCUGACCUUGAUGUUAGAGGACACAGAAAACUGGCUUUAUGAGGAUGGAGAGGACCAGCCAAAGCAAGUAUACAUGGAUAAGCUUCAGGAAUUAAGAAAAUUUGGACAGCCAAUUCAGGAAAGAUAUAUGGAACAUGAAGAGAGACCAAAAGUUUUAAAUGAACUGGGAAAGAAGAUUCAGCUUCUUAUGAAAGCAGUAGAAGCAUACAAAAAUAAGGAUGAAAAAUACGAUCACCUAGAUCCUGCUGAGAUGGAGAAAGUUGAAAAAUACAUUAAUGAAGCUAUGAAUUGGUUGAACAGCAAAAUGAAUGCCCAGAACAAACUAAGUCUAACUCAGGAUCCAGUUGUCAAAGUGGCAGAAAUACUGACAAAAUCUAAGGAAUUGGAUAGCUUCUGUAAUCCCAUUAUAUACAAACCCAAACCGAAGAUAGAACCUCCCAAUGAUGGGCAAUCAAAGGCCAAUGGUGAACACAAUGGACCAGUGAAUGGACAGAGCGGUGCCGAAACAAAACCUGAACCAGCAAAGGACAGUUCUCAGCAGACCAAACCACCUGGAGAAAUGGAAGUGGACUAAAUCUAGCAUCUCUUUUACUUAAUUAAAAUAGUACAAGUAACCACAGGGUCCAUUCUUUUUGUCUGGUACACACCUCAGAUGUUCAGUUAUUCUUAGCCAACCUUCUGUCAUUUGUUGCUGAGUAGUUUUGAGAGUGUUUUACAUUAAGUACACUUCAGAUGUUCAUUUCCACUGAUGCUGCUUAUGUGGAGCUUUAGCCAAAUGUAGAUUGUGUAAGUCAGUUUAAGCUUUCCCAAUAUAUUUUAUAUCAAACAUACAGAAUUGAUAUAUAAAUGGCAACAAUCUACCUUAUUUAAAGCUUUUAUUGUGGAUAAACCUCAGCUCCUUUAUUCAGGAAAGGAUACUGUAUUGCACUACUGAUGCUCAAGUGUAGAUCUAAUUGCAUCUUUAUUUUGGAAAAAUAUUGGAAUUGAAGUGGCGAAACUUGUCACUUUAAGCACUGACCUUUUCUAGUUAUUGUAUUGUUAUAAUUUAAAUAUUAAAAUAGAGGUUAGUUGGCAUACUAGUCCAUCUCGUUGUUGUACCAUGAGAAUUGUACGGUCUUUUUCAUACGAACUGAAUAAUCCAAGCUUAAACACUUUUUAGAUUCCCAUACUACUAACAAUCUUAGUUACAAAAUGGUAGAAAAAUGGCUCUGCCAUGUGCUGAAGUUAAGUGAAUGGCCUCUGUGCACAUUGCUGUACAUAAAGUACUGUGCUUAUUAUAAUAGAGGAAGGGGUAGAAUAUACAAGGACUGUUGCGUAGCUUUCCCUUGAAAAUGUCUUCUUGCACAUGUUACCACUACUUGAGUUUUGAAUUCAGUCUACAUCUUGAUAACAUCUUAUGCUGGGGAGAAGAAACAACAGAAAUUUUGCUGUGCAAGGUGGAUAUUGGCACCCUGAUGUUGAGGUUGCUUAAAUGCUGUUUGUUGCAAACUUGAAAGCAAUACUGAGAGCUCAUUUAAGCCUCAGUCCUCAGCACAUAAACCUUCUGGUCGAGCAUCUAAACAAAAGAGCUUACAAACUGGAUAUUUAUUACCCCCAAAGACAGAAUCUACUUGAUGAAUUUUUGCAUAGUUUACCAGUUAACUUUGGUAAUUUACUUGAUCUAAUGAAAGUGUCUAUAAUGUUACACAGUUGAGUCACUGUUUUCUUUUAUGAAUUUUGGACAUGGUCAAGGUCCAGUGUAUGUUUAUAUAUUCUGAAUGCUUCAGUCAGUCUUGGAGGUACAGUAGCACUUGCUAGAGCAGGUCACUUUUCUUUUGACUUGAAAAACACUUUCUCAUACUAGAAUAGGAAUGAGCUACUCUAUGAAAAGUGGUUUCUUAGUAAAGUCAGCAUAAGAGAUUGAGAUCAGUUGCAGUGUAAUACUUCAGUAACUUGAACUCCAUUGCAGAAAUGCAUUUAGGUGUUCAGGUGUUCUUGCAACGGUUCUCCUGUAGAAGCUUAUUGCUGUGGUAAAAAAAGUGAAGGGUCAUGCUCAUGUUUAUGGCUUUGGCAGCCACUUUAUCUCCAGCCGUGCCCUUCAUGUUCCACCACUGUUCAUGCUACAAAGAAAGUAAUCUGUGACCCAAGCUAGACUUGGUAGAGGUGAACUGUACUCCCAGAUACCUUCACAGGAAAAGAAGCAUCAUUUAUAGCUGGAUAUAAACCUGCUAAACUAGCUCAAGUGCUGGAAUGGUAUCUUGAUGACUGACAUCACAUGACUGACAUACACAUACUUUACUGUUAUUCCUCUACAAAAUCAGUUGUGGGUCAUCUAGCACCUUGAGUUUACAUACUUAAAGCCCUUGAACAAAAACUGAGUGACUUUGAAGAAAUCUGCAGCUACUCUGCAACCUCAGUCUUGAAUUCUGCCACUUGUAGUCACGGAUCUUUGGCACUGAGGAUGUGACAGUACUUCAGUGUCGGUUGUCCUAAGAUUGUCAGUAGGUGACUGAGCUAGCUUUGGUUCAGUAGGCUUUAACAUCACUAAAAUCUCAAUUGAUUUAUCACAGCAGUUUAGUGAGUAGCAUUCUUAAGUACUGGCUUUCUAAAACCCAUCUACACAUUAUCUAGUAGUUUUGCUUAUACCAGUCAGAAGAGCUCAAACUGAAAAUCUCCAGCAUAAGCUCUCUAAUAGCUAAAAAGUCGUAUGUAAGAACAAAGUCUUCUUAUGGCCAUCAGAUGCUUAAUAUUGCAUAACAAAUGUCUGAGGCAAUUCUUACACAUACAGGCUGGAGUAAUUCUGCAGCUGCUUAAUAGGGCAAGCUUCAAAUCAGGUAUGCUUAAGCAAUUGUAGUAAGGUUUUCUUACUAGAAUAGUUUUUUUCUGUGCAUCUGCUCUGUCUCUAGAUCCCUGGUGAAGGAGAAUGCUACCCAUGGACUGCUGAUGUACAUGUUAAGAAUCCCAUUUGGAAGGACAAAAUUGUUCUUUCCAAAGUUGAGCGUCACAAACUUGAACGUACGACUUAUUAAUAUGUAAUCUGUUUUCUGUUACAAAGAGGAAAUUUUACCAGGAUUAAGGUUCUCAAGUAUUUCUAUAAGCUAUGCACAACUUGAAGAUUAGGUUUUGUGCAUCAGACUUAACAAGUGAGUUACCCUGUGGCUACCUUGACAGCACCAGAAUUAGUAUCUUGCAAGCUAAGUUGUGAAAGGGAACCAACAGUAGUGCGCUGCUCUGUACCUUGUGUAUUUUAAAAGCUAGUAUUUGUUGCUAAUGUCUUACUUGCAACUUACUGUUGAGGGCAAGAUACAUUUCUGAUGUUUCAAAUGUUCUCUCCAUCCGACGAAAAUAAAAAUACAAAGCAGCACAAUC